GUUCACGGCAUAAGGGUCUUUGUUUUGACCAGGAUCGACAAUUGGAGGUUUGUGGUUGGAGAUAUCAAUCUCGCAAUGUGAUACCUCGUGUAGCACCCAUUCCAAUUGGUGAAGAUAAUCCUCCCAUGCAGAUUUUCGCAUCAUUGCCUUUUAUGCAGACGCUAGUUAACUUGCUUAGUAAAGUGAAAAAUUUGGGUGAAG
Messenger RNA from Sphenostylis stenocarpa, 201 nucleotides. The record is from the annotation of a GenBank genome assembly. NCBI's taxonomy places the organism in Eukaryota, Viridiplantae, Streptophyta, Magnoliopsida, Fabales, Fabaceae.